AUGGCAUCUGCACACAUUGUCUUCUACCUGAUAUGUUUGUUCUUGGGUGUAAUUGCUCAGAAGAACAACCUGCAUUUAUCCUCCUCUGUUCAUGAAGAAGCACGUUUUAUAUCAGCUAAAUCUGGAGACAGAGUGACUUUACAUUGUUACUAUGAACACAGUGUUUCUGCACGUUUUUACUGGUAUAAAAAAACUUUAGGAGAGAAACCAAAACUCAUUUCUAACUUCUAUAUAUCAGAACACUAUUUAGUAAAAUUUCAUGGUCCAUUCAAGAAUAAUGCACGCUUCAGACUAGAUAAUGAAAAAGGAAAAAACCACUUGAUUAUCUCAGACUUAAGUGUUUCAGACUCAGCAACUUACUACUGUAUAUUUUCCUAUUUCUACACAUUAAUGUUCUUAGAGACCAUUAUUGUCAGUGUCAAUGAUUCAGAUUUAAACAUACAAGCUUUAGUUCAUCAGUCAGCAUCUGAGACCAUCCAGCCAGGAGGCUCUGUAAGUCUGCACUGUAUGGUUCACACUAUGCUGAGCUGUGAUGGAGAACACAGUGUUUACUGGUUCAAAGACUCUGAAGACUCUCAACCAGGACUCAUUUACACCCAUGGAGUCAGGAAUGAUCAGUGUGAGAGGAAAGACAACAAAAGAACACACACCUGUGUCUAUAACAUGAGAAUGGAGAGCCUGAAUGUGUCUCACACUGGGAUCUACUACUGUGCUGUCGCCCCAUGUGGACACAUACUGUUUGGAAACGGGACCAAGCUGGAAUUUGGGGGAUUUACAAUUCGGCGAGAUUCUGCUGCCCUGAUGUAUUUCUUAAGCGCAGCUUUAACACUCACCACCAUCAUCAGUGUGUUAUCAACUUUUUUAGUGUAUAAGAUGAAAAGAAGUAACAAUUGCCAAUUUAAAGGUUAGAAUUUUCGUUCAUAUUUUACUGUUGUGUUUAAAAAUAGUGGCAUUUAAGUUUAAAUCAUUUGCUUUAUUUCUCAGCAGACUCAAACGCAAAUGAUUCUGUAAAUUUAGAGGUGAGUUUUAAAGUGUGGAAGUUCAUGUGUUUUUAGGAAAUGACAUUUCUUGUUGAAUUGUUAUCUUGAUUCUUUUGGUAUCCAGAGCACCCAAGAGGACAACCUUCAUUAUGCUGCUUUGAGAAAAAUUAGGACGAAACAAGCAAGAAGACAGACGAGCAACACCCAGGAGGAAUGUGUGUACUCCGGUAUA
Messenger RNA from Haplochromis burtoni (Burton's mouthbrooder), 1212 nucleotides. RefSeq lists its product as uncharacterized. The coding region runs from base 1 to 909 and encodes 302 amino acids. Gene Ontology annotation, biological process: response to bacterium. Lineage: Eukaryota; Metazoa; Chordata; Actinopteri; Cichliformes; Cichlidae. The transcript is spliced from 3 exons. The record is from RefSeq and is a predicted model, not a curated record.